CGGGGCAAACAGACCAGAGAGGGAGCUGAGCAGCAGCGGAAUGGGGCAGAUCGCGGGAGAGGGAUGAGCGCGUGCCAAGGAGAGGGGCGGGCAGGCGGGGCUCUAGAGGGGUCCUGGCGCUGCGUCGUGCAUGUGAGGCGGGGCAGGGAUCUUUGACGUUUGGGGUUUUUCUGGUGUGGUUUUCUUCAGCCCCUUCCUCCCGCUUCCGCCUUGCUUGGAGUUCGGCCGGCCCUCUGCCAGAAACCGAACUCUGCUUCUCUCGCUCCUCGCUUUGUGGCUGUGAUGCGCGUGUGACCCGUUUGGCUGGAGACUGAGAAGUGCCAGGAGGAGGAGUGUUAGUCAGCAGAGGAAGAGGAGGAGAGGAGGAGGAGGAGGCGGAGGAGGGCACCGCGGAGUCAUGGAAAACACACUGCAGCAACAGCAGCAGCAGCAGCAGCAGCAGCAGCCAGGGGAGGAGGAAGAGGCUGCGUGUUUAGGGUGAACCCAGGCAGGGAGGUCUUGCGGGGGUCGUGUGGAUGCCUGCUGCGCGAGGGGUGAGGAGGCCAGCCUCAGCUCCCCUCUCCUGCCAGAGUCACCCGGGCUUAGGAAGGCGGUAGGGAAGGAGUGAGAUGAGGCUGCGACGCUCCUCCCGGGCUUAAGGGGCUGCAGGAAAGGCGGCGGCGGGGGCAGCCGCCACCCCGGCAAGGGGCAGCCGCAGGCAGCAGUCACCCCAGAGCAGUUGCUGAGGGGCGUGAGGAAGAGGAGGGGGAGGCAUGAGCUUGGGGCAGAGGCUGCGCUACGCUAUGGGGCAGCCGGUGAGGGGCUGAGGGGAAGCAGGUGUGUGUGUCUUUGUGUGGAGGGCUGUCUAUUAUUAUUAUUAUUAUUCUCGGUCGCUGCGCGUGCGUUAGGCAAGUUGGGGGCGGAAAGGGGGGGAGAAAGCCGGCUGAGCUCAGGCUCAGCGUGUGUCUGUGGGGAGAGAGCAAAGGCCUGGGGGCGCGGGGCGUAGUUGCUCUUGGGGUUAGAAAUGGGGCGGUGAAGGAGUCUGCCCUUCCUCCCCCCCUCCUCCUCCUCCGCUAGGGUUGUGUAAGGUAAGGGUCGAGUGAGUCAAGCCCGGGAAGAGGGAGUCCGUGUGUUCCAUUCAGACGUGGUUGGUCGCCGCUUCCGACGAGCAGCACCCCGACAGCGAACGGGGAGAGUAGACUGCUUGGGGCUGGUGGGGGCGGCGGCGGCGGCGGGCUGUCUGUGCGUGCUGUUUUUAUUUUGACAAAGCGACCGAGGAGGAGCCAAGUGAGCAAAGGCUGCGCCGUGGUGGUGGUUUUUAGUGCCCCCCACCCCCUCCACGACCCCCCUCCCUCCCUCUGGGACACCAUGAGUGCUGGGGGGCUGUAGCCGGACCCUGUUUGUUUUUUAUCUCGGCUAGACGCGAGCAGAGGAUUGGAAGGGGGCGGGGGGAGGAGGAGGAGGAGGUCUAAGCUCAGCCCCUUCUGGCCGGCUCGGUAGAACAGGUAAAACGCAAUGGACUCCAGCCUGGGUUGACAUUGCCCCGGGAGGCUCUGUGAUUCGGAGCCUUUGAUUCUGCGUAUGGGGUGCGGGGAGGCUGGGGGGAGUGCUAGCUUUUGUUGUCUAAGCUUUUACCCCGGCAGGUUAUAAAUAGACCUGUUCAGACGCUGUGUCAAGGAAGGACACAUUGGCAAGUUCCAGAGGGGGGCGGGAGGGAGCGCGAGCGAGACGGGCUGUGUUUAGCCUCCCCCCCCCCCCCCCAGCAGACUGCUGUGCUGCCACCACAAUGAAUGCCAGGAGGAGGCCUAGCUGCUACGGAUUCUUGUAAGCUGUUAAGGAUAAAGGCUGGCUAUUAUUUCGUUAUUCCUACCGAAAAAAAAAGAGAUCUAGCUGGAGGCAGUUUCAGCGACCUCGAGGAAAAAGCAAGAACACCCGAUUAAGGCUUCUUUACUGAGACUUGCGGGGGGAAAGACACUGGACUGAAAAUGAAGCCUGACCGAGAUACUUUAGAUGAAUACUUCGAAUAUGAAGCUGAGGAGUUCCUCGUCAAUUUGGCCUUGCUGAUUACUGAAGGUAGAACACCAGAGUAUUCUGUGAAGGGUAGGACUGAAGGCUUCCACUGCCCUCCAGCACAAUCAAGUCAGCCAACCACAACUAAGCAUGAAUGCAGUGACAAAUUGGCCCAGUGCCGUCAAGCUAGGCGCACUAGGUCCGAGGUUAUGUCUCUGUGGAAAAACAAUAUUCCUAUCAUGGUUGAAGUGAUGCUGCUUCCAGACUGUUGCUAUAGUGAUGAAGGGCCCACCACAGAAGGGAAUGACUUAAAUGAUCCUGCAGUCAAGCAAGAUGCACUGUUAUUAGAAAGGUGGAUUUUGGAACCAGUUCCACGGCAAAGUGGUGAUCGAUUUAUUGAAGAGAAGACUCUCUUAUUGGCUGUCCGCUCUUUUGUAUUUUUUUCUCAGUUAAGUGCUUGGUUGAGCGUUUCACAUGGAGCAGUCCCUCGUAAUAUUAUCUACAGAGUAAGUGCUGCACAUGUAGAUCUGCAAUGGACAUUUUCCCAAAUGCCAACUGAGCAUUUUUUCCCUGUACCUAAUGUUUCUCACAAUGUGGCCUUGAAAGUCAGCGUCCAGUCUUUGCCUAGACAAUCUAACUAUCCAACCUUAACCUGCAGUAUUCAUACCAAUCUUGGCUUCUAUGAAAAGAGAUUAGAAGAGCGUAAUGUGCAUCCGCACUGUAAUUCCAUCAGGUCAGAGCAAUGCAAUGUACCCACCUCACCGCGUGUAUGCAGCAAACUGAUGUGGAGUGAAGGUAUGCUCGGUGCAAAAAAAGGCCCUGAGUUUAGUACAACUGUCAGAAACCUGAAACUGUAUCCAUCAUCUGGACUUGUAUCUGACUUUGGGGCAUCAGAACCUAAAGUUCAAUGCUAUACAGCUGCUGUUGACAGUAAGAAGCUAUCGCAAGAAACAUCAGAGAGGUCUUUAAAGUCUUUUUGUUUAACAGAUUCCCAUAUACAUAAUGGCUACCCUUCCCGUCAGUCAUUAGGAGAAUCUAUUCCUUUGAUAGGCUCUCUCCUCCAAGAGCGGCAUGAAGUGAUAGCAAGGAUUGCCCAACAUUUGAUUCACUGUGAUCCAGCAACAUCACCUGUUAUGGGGCGACCAUUCAACACGAAUGAAACAGGUUUGGUAAACUCAAAGGUUCUACGGAGUGCAUAUGAAGAUGAAAACUUGCUGAAGAAAGGAAAGGAAUUGUCCUCUAGUUCUGUUGCUAACUCUGAGCUUACUUCAUCAGAAAACACCAAUGUAGGAAAAGCCCAAGUAAUACCAGAAACACCAUCAUCCGAUCCCCAUGUUCUGAUGAACCAGUGCUCCCGCCAAACUACAGAGGAAACAAACCUGCUGAUAAGUUCUUUACUUCAAGAGCGGCAGGAAGUUAUAGCAAGAAUUGCCCAGCAUCUAAUUCACUGUGAUCCACCAAUGCCACAUGGUCCUCCUUCUGUGUUUAAUGUGCAAGAAAUUAGUCCAGUUAAUCCAAAGGUUUUUCAUAGUUCGUCUGAAGAUGACAACCUGCUAAAGAAAGGCAAAGCUUCAGAUUCUUUCUCUAAUUCAAGACUGACUUUAUUGGAAGAUAACCAAAAGACAAAAGGCAAAAUACCAGCAACCCCUUUGAAUUAUUUGAAAUACGAUGCUGAUUUGAAGGUAUCUCCAAAGUCCCAAACGAGACGAAAACUGCUGCUAGCAGAGCCCGUUGAAGUAGUCCAAAAUACAUUUCAGCAGUCUCCUACCAAUAGAAAUAAGCGUCCCUUAACUUGCAUGAACCAACUGCAUAGCAAAGAAGAUAAUAUAUUGGAAUUUGCAGAUAGAUUGGAAUCAGUACUUCCUGGUUAUCCCUACAAACCUCAAAUGGCAAAGAAAGGUAUUGCCAAGCAGUGUUCACAUUUCAACAGUAGUGAUGAACUGAUUUGCACAGAUAAACUUAAGGACAGAACAACCGUUAGUGAAAACAGCAACAAAGACUGUUUAAACAAUCCUCAGUUGGUUCAGUCCAAAAUACUUGAACAUAUUAAUGUGACUGUAACGCAGGCUCCUGACAGUUUGCACAAAAAUGAGGUUAAGCGUUUAAAUAAAGACUCAAAGCAACCAAAUAUUUGUGAACAAAAUUCCCAGCUUACUAGUAUUGAAAACUAUUUGCAUAAAGACAAUGAAAGCUUCAAAUGCAAAAAUAAGCAAGAUAAAGUGAAAAAUGCACACGAUGAGAAUGAAGACCCAACAGACCAUGAAGUACAAAAGCGUUGUCCGAAGAAGCCAGUAGAAGACUGCUUGGUUCUGUAUGAACAAAAGAAGACUGUGGAGACGUUGAGAACAAUACCACUCAAGCACGUAUGGAGGAAAAACAAUUUUCACCAUUUGGAUGGGACUUCUACUAAGGCUUUCCAUCCCCGAACAGGGUUGCCUUUACUUUCAAGUCCAGUUCCUGAAAGAAAAACACGAUCAGGAUGCUUUGAUCUAGAUGCAUCAUUACUAAAGCUGAAAUGUUUGUCCUCCAAAAGCCCACAACGGUAUGUAAACAAAGAGAAUGAUCCAGAUGUCCAUGAGAAACCAUUUCUGAGUUCCAGUGCACCACCUGUAACAAGUCUUAGCCUCCUUGGAAACUUUGAGGAAUCUGUGCUGAACUAUCGUUUAGAUCCCUUGGGCAUUGUGGAUGGCUUCACAGCUGAUGUGGGAGCAAGUGGAGUCUUUUGUCCCACACACAUGACUCUUCCGGUUGAAGUUUCAUUCUACAGCGUUUCUGAUGACAAUGCACCCUCUCCCUAUAUGGGUGUAAUUGCUUUAGAGUCCCUUGGUAAAAGGGGUUAUCGGGUACCGCCUUCAGGAACAAUACAAGUGACCUUAUUUAAUCCUAACAAGACUGUGGUGAAGAUGUUUGUGGUGAUAUAUGACUUACGAGAGAUGCCAGCCAAUCAUCAAACAUUCCUACGGCAAAGAACCUUUUCUGUCCCUGUAAGACGAGAAGCAAAGAGAAACAUCAAUAAAGAAAACACUCGACAUACUGAAGAAAGACUACUUCGCUACCUCAUUCAUCUGAGGUUCCAGAGUUCUAAGUCUGGAAAGAUCUACCUCUACAGAGAUGUAAGACUCCUGUUCUCUCGGAAAUCUAUGGAGGUUGACAGUGGCGCUGCAUACGAACUCAAAUCUUACACUGAAUCUCCAACAAACCCUCAGUUUUCACCCCGAUGUUAGCAAGGAGUAUCAACGAAAAGUAUUUGCUUCAUUACCAGAUUACUAUUUAAGACAAAUAAUUGGCAUAAAAUAUACUGUGUAAAAGUUAAAUUGCAAAGAAAGUGUGAUGGUGGUCAAACGAGAGCCAAGGCUCUUCUUGACUCCUAGACCAGUUCGUAAAAAGGUUUCUGGAAUGAGCUUUGUGUAUUCCAAGUAGACUGGAACAUACUUAAGUCCUACUCUUUUUAUACUGGUUUUAAACCACUUCAUUGGAUGUGUUGCAAUAGCAGAUUCCCAAAUUAGUUUAGUGUUUACACCUUAUUUUAUUUUUGGUUAUUUAAUAUUUAAUGUUUCUUUUACUUCAGUGCUGUUUGUCUUUACUGUUCUAAUGUAGCACAAAUCCUUCCUAUGUAAAAUCAUACUACGUAUUUUUGACAUUAAUAUUGAAAUCUGAAAUAUAUACAGAAGUCUUUA
Messenger RNA from Hemicordylus capensis (graceful crag lizard), 5666 nucleotides. RefSeq names its product atos homolog A (gene ATOSA). NCBI's taxonomy places the organism in Eukaryota, Metazoa, Chordata, Lepidosauria, Squamata, Cordylidae. The transcript has 12 exons. The record is from RefSeq and is a predicted model, not a curated record. The coding region runs from base 1965 to 5213 and encodes 1082 amino acids.